This is a messenger RNA of Phycomyces blakesleeanus NRRL 1555(-), 1680 nucleotides long. RefSeq lists its product as hypothetical. NCBI's taxonomy places the organism in Eukaryota, Fungi, Mucoromycota, Mucoromycetes, Mucorales, Phycomycetaceae. Gene Ontology annotation, molecular function: Rab GDP-dissociation inhibitor activity. The transcript has 4 exons. Bases 51 to 1388 code for a protein of 445 amino acids. The record is from RefSeq and is a predicted model, not a curated record. Gene Ontology annotation, biological process: vesicle-mediated transport; protein transport; small GTPase-mediated signal transduction. Gene Ontology annotation, cellular component: cytoplasm.
UUUACCUCUUACUCUCUCACUCUUUUUACCUUUUUGUCACACUCAUCACAAUGGAUACCAGCUACGAUGUUAUUGUUCUCGGCACUGGAUUGACCGAAUGUAUUCUCUCUGGAAUCCUCUCUGCUGAGGGUAAGAACGUGCUUCAUAUGGACCGCAACGACUAUUACGGUGGUGAAUCGGCCUCCCUCAACUUGACUCAGCUCUAUCGCAAGUACCGCCCUGGUGUUGAAGUCCCAGCAGACCUCGGUCGCGACCGUGACUACAACAUUGACUUGAUUCCCAAGUUUAUGAUGGCAAACGGUGAAAUUGUUCGCUUCCUGACCCACACCGAUGUUACCCGUUAUUUGGAGUUUAAGCAGAUUGCUGGUUCCUAUGUAUCUCACGAAGGCAAAAUCUCCAAGGUUCCUGCUACAGAGGGUGAGGCCAUCUCCUCCUCAUUGAUGGGUCUUGUCGAGAAGCGUCGUCUUCAGAAGUUCUUUGAGUUCGUUCAGAACUGGAAGGAGGAUGACGACUCUACCCACCAGGGAUUGAACCUCGAGAAGGAUACAAUGGUUACUGUGUACGAGAAGUUCAGCCUCGAUCCUGCCUCCCAGGAUCUCUUGGGUCAUGCCAUGGCUCUCCACCUUGACGACGAAUAUCUUACCAAGCCUGCCCGUGAGACCAUUGAUAAGAUCGUGCUCUAUGUUGCCUCUGUUACCCGUUACGGUAAGAGCCCCUACAUCUACCCUCUUCACGGUCUUGGUGAGCUUCCCCAGUCAUUUGCUCGCUUGAGUGCUAUCUAUGGUGGUACCUAUAUGCUUGACCGCGCUGUAGAUGAGAUUUUGUACGAGAAUGGUGUAGCUGUGGGUGUCCGUUCAGGCGAAGAGACUGCUAGAGCAACCCAGAUCAUCUGUGACCCUUCAUAUGCUCCCACCAAGGCCCACACCACAGGAAAGGUUGUCCGUGCUAUCUGCUUCCUCAAGCACCCCGUCCCAAAUACAAGCGAUGCUGAUUCCGCUCAGAUUGUGAUCCCCCAGAACCAGUUGGGUCGCAACCAUGACGUAUAUGUUGCCUGUGUAUCAAGCAACCAUAAUGUCUGCCCCAAGGAUACCUAUCUUGCUAUUGUCUCUACUGUUGUUGAGACAGAUGAGCCCGAGAAGGAGAUUGAAGCCGGUUUGGCACUCCUUGGUCCCAUCCAUGACAAGUUCGUGUCUGUAUUGGACAUCCAAGAGCCCAUCCAGGAUGGUACUGCCGACAAGGUCUUUGUAUCUAAAUCAUAUGAUGCUACUUCUCACUUUGAGACUGUGUGUGAUGAUGUUAAGAGCAUCUAUCGUCGUCUCACUGGCUCUGAGCUCGUAUUGAAGCAGAGACCAACCCAAGAACAGGAGCAAGCUGACUCUACUGCUUAAUUGAAUUCCCCGCCCGCAAUAUCCUCUUUACCCUAAAUCAUCCCACUCUAUCUCACUUCUUCGCAUCCUAAUUGCCCCAAGCUUUAACUUUAUUUUCCUUUGAACUUACCAACCACCAAGUUUUAUUGUGAACACACCUCAUGAAUAAAAAAAACAAUCAUAAGCAUAAAUCCUACAAUUUUGGUCUACACUAGUAUCUAUGAGCAUAUGUAAAUGUGCAAAUGUGCACGUUUUAUAGCGUGUAGCUUUAUAUUACCUGAAAAAAAAACACGUCAAAUAAAUUGUGGUACAG